Molecule: messenger RNA, 795 nt
Organism: Teleopsis dalmanni
Lineage: Eukaryota; Metazoa; Arthropoda; Insecta; Diptera; Diopsidae
Product: 14-3-3-like protein
Exons: 1
Coding region: 1-795 (264 amino acids)
Biological process (GO): signal transduction
Cellular component (GO): cytoplasm
Source: RefSeq, a predicted model, not a curated record
AUGGCUUCGGAUCUCCUAAAACUUAGGGCAACUAUAGUAGCGAGAAUCAAAGUUGCUGAACUGAUACAGGACUUUGAUGAAAUGGCUGCAGUUGUCAAAGAGUUGGUUGAACUGGAUCCAAACCUCAACAAUGAAGAACUAUACUGGUUAUCGGUUGCAUACAAGAAAUGUGUAAAUGCAAGACGCAACUCAUGCAUUACCGUGAACAAUGCACUAAUUAAAGAACAGGAGGCUGGUAACAUGAAAAACGUUGACAAAGCUCAGAGUUUACUAGAGGUUAUUCAAAAUGAAAUUCGGAACUACUGUGAAGAAAUUCUUGAUCUGUUGGAAACGAAGCUACUACUACACGCUGAUACAGACAAUGCGAAAGUUGUAUGCUGGAAACUGAUGGGUGAUCACAAUCGUUUUCUGGCAGAAAUUGAAACGGGUGAAACACGUCAAUUAAUAUUAGAAAACGCAAACAGGGCAUACAGUUCAGGGCACGAAUUGGCGACUAGUUCGUUAGAAAUAGCGCAUCCCCUACGUUUAGCUAUAUGUCUGAAUUACUCCAUAUUUAAGUAUGAAUUCCUAAACGAAUACCAAGACGCACAUAAUAUGGCUACUAAUGCCUAUAACGAAGGCAUAAAUGGUAUUCGCACACCUGGGGACAAGGAUGGUGUAAAAAGGCUUGCAGUAACUACCUUUCUACAUGAUAAUUGUUCUGCGUGGAUUGAUUCUAAAGAUCUAGAGAAAAAGAAACCCGAAGAAACUCCAGAGGACGAAAGUUUAGAUUCGGUUGCAGAAGAAAACUCGUAA